Oldenlandia corymbosa var. corymbosa is the source of this 348-nucleotide messenger RNA. Lineage: Eukaryota; Viridiplantae; Streptophyta; Magnoliopsida; Gentianales; Rubiaceae. The record is from the annotation of a GenBank genome assembly.
AUGAAGCGGGCAACCAAGAUUCUAUGUUUUACAGUAUUCAUGUUCCUCUCAAAGCCUCUUCACUGUUAUAUUAGUGAAUCUGUUGUUGUAAAACAACUGCUGGUUGCAGUCAUCAAAGACCAGUCUUUUCAAACCACUAAUUAUGCCUCAGCCACAGCUCACGAGCAGAGCAUUUCAGUGAGCAAUCCAAUUUGGAAUACGGAAACGGUCACUGCAGUUCUAAGGUUCAUUCCAAGAUUCUUCUUUCACUCCCCAAGAUCGAUUGGCAGCCAAAAGGGAUUUCGCCAUCGCGCUCCGCUCAAGCAGAGGCGUCUGAAAGAUGAAUAUUUGAAAGCGCCGAACUGGUAA